Molecule: messenger RNA, 1866 nt
Organism: Salvia splendens (bonfire salvia)
Lineage: Eukaryota; Viridiplantae; Streptophyta; Magnoliopsida; Lamiales; Lamiaceae
Product: ELMO domain-containing protein A-like
Exons: 9
Coding region: 390-1502 (370 amino acids)
Source: RefSeq, a predicted model, not a curated record
UCCAUAUUCCUUUAUAAUCGUGUUUCUUUCUUGCUCAAAACGCAUUGAUUUGGCUUCGGACACGAAAACUGAGAAGCUUUAUGCUGGAAAUGUGUAGUAGAUUGCAGUUUUUUUGCCUCCAAUUAUGUGAUGCACAAUCUUAAGUUGAUGAAUUAUUAGCUGAUGUUAUGCUGUUUAAGAACUAGUUCAGUGGCGAAUGAUCUCAAAAGGUUUUCUAUUUAAUGGUGUGAUUUGUUGUUCGCGUAAGUUGUACUGUCGGUUUCUUUAUAUCAUUUUAGCUGUUGAUAUUGAUUGUCCACUCCCAGAUCAUCUUUUGCUUUCUUGUUUCUUUUUCACCUCUUUUGAAGUUGUUAUAUCAGUGCUAUUGCCAAACUUCAAAUAUUGAACCAAUGUUUCAAGAUAUACUGUUUUCAUAUGCGAGGCCAGAACUUGUCGGUCAUCAUUCAAAGUGUUCAUUGUUCAGUAGUUUUGAAUCAGUUGAAUCUUUAUUGUUUGUUCUUAAGGGAGUCCGUGUUCAGGUUGGUGAAGAUGAACUGUACUGGGACGGGAAGGAACGAGAUAAGGAAUCAGCAUGGUCACAUGAUUCUGCUCACUUAAUAUCACAGUUAGCCCAAUGCUUUAAUAUAAAGAAUGCUACCAAUAUCGUAAAAUCUGUCCAAAUAGUUGUGUCUUUUCUUGUGUAUUCAUGUAAUAAACGGAGAGGGAAGUGCAUAGUCAAUUUAUCCAAUUGUGUUUUACAUAAUAUAUUCUAUUUAUUUGUUCCUGAUCUGCUUCUUUCAUUUUUAGCUAAUGCUAUGGUUGGACCACGAUCGUGGGUAGGAGGAUUCUUUAGCCGCACCACCAACAGAAGAUUUGGAAGCACCCAAUUUCUCGACUACACUUUGACCCCUAUGCAGGACGAAAGAUUGCAAAGCCUUAAAGAACGUCUAGGAGUUCCUUAUGAUGAGACACGGAACGAACAUCAAGAAGCUCUUCAAGCCUUGUGGGAUGCGGCCUUCCCGGAUGUUAAGCUUAAAGGAAUGAUAUCCGAGCAGUGGAAAGAUAUGGGAUGGAAGGGAGCAAAUCCGUCGACUGAUUUCAGGGGCUGUGGCUUCCUCUCACUUGAGAACUUGCUAUACUUUGCCCAGAAUUACCCGGCUACUUUUAAUAGGUUACUUCUAAAGCAAGCUGGGGAGCAUUCCGAAUGGGAGUACCCGUUUGCCGUUGCUGGCAUUAACGUCUCGUUCAUGCUGAUUCAGAUGCUAGAUUUACAUUCAGAAAAGCCCAGAUGUCUCCCCGGAUUCAACUUUGUUACAUUAUUAGGAGAAGACGGAGAUGCAUUCGACAUCCUCUAUUGUAUAGCUUUCACGAUGAUGGACGCUCAAUGGCUUGCAAUGCAUGCUUCAUACAUGGAUUUCAAUGAAGUGUUGCAAAUAACAAGAACACAAUUGGAAAGAGAAUUGUCUUUAGAAGAUGUUCGUGGAAUACAUGAUUUGCCAGCUUUUAACUUUCUGUUUCUGUAGUUCGUUCUAUCUAUCUAUAUAUACAUUUAUUGGAGUAUUACUUAAUUCCAAGAUUUAGAAGCAAUGCGAAUUCUUCCUCUUUUUAUGGUGUCUUUAGAGAUGCACCGGGCGGAUUAGUUUACCUGGUGUAGCAUCUACCGUCUGUGUCGGGCUUAAGCCUGACACGGACGUAUCAUGUGGAUGGCCGUUGAUGAGACAUUUGAUGUAAAUUUGUACUAAUUCGUAUGUUGUAGCAUCUAUGGAAUCUGAGGCAUCUAAUGUGGUAAUCCAUUCGUCUCCAAAGAGAUAAACUAUUUGACAAUAGAAUGUGUUUCCCUAAUAAGUGUUAAUCCCACCAUCCCAUAAUAAGAGUUACAUUUUGCUA